AUGUUAAGUAUAUUUCUCCUACUUCUUAUUUCUAUACAAAAUCUUCAUGGUCUUAUUUGUUAUACCAAUAAUACAUUUUAUUUUUCUCAAAAUGAUUUCAAUUGGAAUAAUUUUUCAAUUAAUAAUAAAAUACAACAAUUAGUUAAUUCAACAUCUUGCCAUGUACGAAUAACCAUAGAUAAUAAUAAUAAUAUAAUUAUCAAAUUUGAUUCAUCUCUUAAUAAUAAUUAUAAUACUACACAUAUUGAAUUUGGUUCAACAAUAAACUUUUUCAAUAAAAAUAUUCAAUCGAUUGCAAGUUAUCUUGAUUAUACAUGUUUAUCAGGGAAUUUAUGUGAUAAAAUAUUUAUUGAAAAAUGGAUUAAAAAAUUACUUAUUAUUAGUAAAAAUUCUUUAUAUAAUAAUUUUAUUUCAUUAUGGAAAAAUUCAAGUAAUACAAAAGAUAUAUGUCAUUCAGAAAAAGUAAUAAAUACAUGUGAAAGUUAUUUAUGUUUUAUGAUUUAUGAUGAAUUAAAAUAUCUUAGUUAUGAAAAAUCUCAAUGUGAUCCGAAAUUAUCUACAAAUCCAAUUUAUAUAUAUAUUAAAACAUACUCAGGAAAUCGAAUACAUAAUUAUCAAUGUAUGAAAAAUAUUUGUACAAAAGAAGUUGUGUAUAAAUUAAAAUAUAAUUCAACAGAAGAAUUAAUUGAUUAUAAAAUACAAGAUUAUAUAAAUAAAUUAAAUGUAGAACGACUUUUACUUAUUGUUGGAAUAUUAAUAAUUAUUGGUAGUAUUGCUUAUUCUAUUCAAUGUCGAAAAUAUAGACAAGGAUAUCGUUUAACAAAAAAUAUAGUUUAA
Molecule: messenger RNA, 837 nt
Organism: Adineta steineri
Lineage: Eukaryota; Metazoa; Rotifera; Eurotatoria; Adinetida; Adinetidae
Source: the annotation of a GenBank genome assembly